AUGGUCAACGGCCACACGAAAGCGGCCCUGUCGGCAAUAGCCGUCACGACUGCAUCGGCCAUGGUAUCGCCGGGACCGCUAACAAAGAUGGUCAACCUGUUUGCGGGCACGGCGCAGAACAACGACCCGGGCAACGUAUUCGCGGGCGCGUCGGUCCCGUUCGGCAUGGCCAAGGUGACCAUCAACGUUGACGGCUAUGCGCCGGCCGGGUACGUGUCCGAGUCCAAGGAGAUCGUCAAGGGCAUGUCUCCGCUCCACGACUCCGGCACCGGCGCCGCAGACGGCAGCUACGGCCAGUUCAGCAUCAUGCCCGUCGUCUGCGGGGGGUUUGAGUCUUGUCCGACCAUUGAGACGGCCCGAGGGCUGCGGCGAGACGGUGACGGCGUCAAGGAUCAGGGAUUUCCGGGCUACUUCAGCACGCCUCUGACAAAUGGGGUUUUGAUGGAGGCGGCUUCCACGCAGGGGGCUUCGCUGGAGCGCUACACCUUCCCGGCUGGGGUCGAGCCGACGCUGGUUCUCGACUGGACCACCGACGGGACGCACUCGUUCAACUAUGGACAAAUGCACGCCGACUGGCCAGCACAGAGGAUCCUCAUGAACGGCACGUGGUUCAGCAGCUUUGGGCCCAGCUUGUUUCGGUACACGGCGUUUCAGUGCGUCGACCUUUCCGCCUCUGGCAAGUUUACAAACCAUGAGUUUUGGGGCGCCAACCCGGAAGGAUGGGACGCCCGACGCAACGACACGGACUCGUGGAACUUUGGGAGGUGGGCGGAGCGCCGACGGAAUCCGGCCCUAACACAACCGACAAACGCCGCCGCCAUCGUGCGCUUUGGCAACACCACCAGCACCAUCGUUGUGCGCCGGGGUGUGUCCUUCGUAUCGGCGGAAAAGGCCUGCCACAAUAUGGAGCAGCAAAUCCCGUCACCGCAAGACUUUGACAAGGUCGUGGCUGAUAGCAACACACUCUGGGAGACCAAACUUCGGCGAAUCGAGCUCACGGACAGCACGCCGGACUACAUCCGACAGCUGUUCUACACCAACCUAUACCGUACGUUCCUGUCACCCAACAACGCGACGGGCGACGCACCGCCCCCUUACACGGAAUCGCCCCACCCCUACUUCGACGGCCUGUACUGCAGCUGGGACACGUUCCGGACGUUGUUCCCACUAAUGGCGCUGACGUCUCCGCGCGAGAUGGCACAGAUCACCGACUCGUACGUCGACGGCUUCAGGCGCGAGGGAUGGCUGCCGGAAUGCCGCGCCAACAACGUCAAGGGGUGGGUGCAGGGUGGGAACAAUGGCGUGCCCAUCGUCGCAGACUUUAUGGUAAAGUACGCCAAGCACGCGGCAGAGCUGGGCGUCAACAUGGACGACUACUGGGCGGCGCUGGAGCACGACAUCAACGCCACGCCACCGAACUGGGACUACGAAGGCCGCAAUAACGAGGCCUACAACAAGCUCGGCUACAUCCCCUACGGCUUUCUCGAGAGUACGGCUAUUGGCCAGCACACGCGCGAGUUCAGCCGCGGGCUGGAAUACUCCUUUGGCGAUUUUACGGCCGCCAUGGCGGCGCAGGCACUGGGGAAGCCCGCCGACGUUUGGCAGCCGUUGCUGGACCGCAGCCUCAAGUACGGAACAAACUACAACAUGCAGCUCGAGUCGGACGGUUACAAGGGGUUUGUGGCGAGGCGGUUCCCCAACGGCACGUUCCCUCCGUCAAACCCGGUCGACUGCUCACCCCUGGACAAGAACACGACGCGACCUUGCAGCCUGCAGGCAACCAACGUCUACGGCGGGCACGAGAGCUCGUCGUGGGAGUACAGCUUCUACGCGCCGCAUGAUGGCGCCGGCUUGGUCAAGCUGCUGGGCGGCAAUGAGACUUUCAACGCCCGGCUGCAGCAUUUCUUCCAAAAGGGGUAUAACGUAGUGGGCAACGAGCCGAGCUUCCAGACGCCGUCGCUGUACCACCACGUCGGCCUGCCUGGUAGCUCGGUAAGGGAGUCUCGGCGCAUCGUGCUCGACAACUUUAACCUGACGAGGGGAGGGUCACCGGGCAACGACGACAACGCAGCCAUGUCGAGCCUUGUGGUCUGGUACAUGCUCGGCUUCUACCCCGUGCCGGGCUCCGCCGAGAUGCUGGUGCUGUCGCCGUUUGUGCCGGGCUAUACGAUCCACAAUGAGCUGUUGGGUGAUGUGCACGUCACGGUGACGGGGUACGAUGCCGCCACCGUAGCGAACAGCAAAGUCCCAAGCGGCGGGAGGGCUUUUGUUGAGGAUCUUAAGCUAGACGGCAGGUCUAUGGGUCGGUGUCGUAUCAACUUUGACCAGUUUUUCUCUGCAAAGCAGGUCGAGUUUGUCAUGACGGCAGAGGAGAAGAAGGGCUGUAAUGGACAGGAGCCCAGCAGUGCCAGCACUGGUGGAUUUCCGGUCGCGUGGAGGACUUGA
Pyricularia grisea is the source of this 2445-nucleotide messenger RNA. RefSeq lists its product as uncharacterized. Gene Ontology annotation, biological process: carbohydrate metabolic process; protein quality control for misfolded or incompletely synthesized proteins; protein deglycosylation. The record is from RefSeq and is a predicted model, not a curated record. Lineage: Eukaryota; Fungi; Ascomycota; Sordariomycetes; Magnaporthales; Pyriculariaceae. The transcript has a single exon. Gene Ontology annotation, molecular function: carbohydrate binding; peptide-N4-(N-acetyl-beta-glucosaminyl)asparagine amidase activity. Gene Ontology annotation, cellular component: cytosol; nucleus. The coding region runs from base 1 to 2445 and encodes 814 amino acids.